CCAGUCUGCGCCGGGCGUCGGCGGUGGCGGAUCCCGCAACAUGGCGGCGGCUGUACGCAGCUUCGGUCUGGAGCGGGAGGCCGAGCCGGCCAAGGAGGCGCGCGUCGUGGGUUCCGAGCUCGUGGACACGUACACGGUUUAUAUCAUACAGGUCACUGAUGGCAACCAUGAGUGGACAGUCAAGCACCGCUAUAGUGACUUCCAUGACCUGCAUGAAAAGCUUGUUGCAGAGAGGAAAAUUGACAAAAAUCUACUUCCACCCAAAAAGAUAAUUGGGAAAAACUCCAGAAGCUUGGUAGAGAAGAGGGAGAAGGACCUGGAGGUGUACCUGCAGACCCUCCUGACCACCUUCCCUGAGACGGCCCCCAGGGUGCUGGCCCACUUCUUGCAUCUUCACUUCUAUGAAAUAAAUGGUAUCACUGCAGCACUGGCUGAAGAACUCUUUGAAAAAGGAGAACAGCUUCUGGGAGCCGGAGAGGUCUUUGCCAUCAGGCCCCUGCAGCUCUAUGCUGUCACGGAGCAGCUACAGCAGGGAAAGCCCACGUGUGCCAGUGGUGAUGCCAAGACUGACCUCGGGCACAUCCUAGACUUCACCUGUCGCCUUAAGUACCUUAAGGUUUCUGGCACAGAAGGACCUUUUGGGACCAGCAACAUUCAGGAGCAGCUCCUACCUUUUGAUCUCUCAAUAUUUAAGUCUCUCCAUCAGGUGGAGAUAAGUCACUGUGAUGCUAAGCACAUCCGAGGGCUGGUCACCUCGAAGCCAACCUUAGCCACAAUGAGUGUCCGCUUCUCAGCAACCUCAAUGCAGGAAGUCCUUGUUCCUGAAGCCUCAGAAUUUGAUGACUGGGAACCUGAAGGCACUGCCCUCCAACAUCCUGUGACUGCCAUCAUCCCCACAUGGCAAGCAUUGACCACUCUUGACCUGAGCCACAACAGCAUCUCUGAGGUCGACGAGUCUGUGAAACUGAUUCCAAAGAUUGAGUUCCUGGACCUGAGUCACAAUGGAGUACUAGUUGUGGACAACCUACAGCACCUGUACAACCUCGUGCACCUUGACCUGUCGUACAACAGACUUUCCUCCCUGGAAGGCGUGCACACCAAACUGGGCAAUGUGAAGACCCUGAACUUGGCUGGCAACCUCCUGGAGAGUUUGAGUGGUCUGCAGAAGCUCUACUCCCUGGUCAACCUGGACCUCAGCAACAACAGAAUUGAGCAGAUGGAGGAGGUCAAGAGCAUAGGCAGCCUGCCAUGUCUGGAGCAUGUGGCCCUACUAAACAACCCUCUGAGCAUCAUCCCUGAUUAUCGGACCAAGGUGCUUGCCCAGUUUGGAGAGCGAGCCUCUGAGAUCUGUCUGGAUGACACAGCAACCACAGAGAAGGAGCUGGACACCGUGGAAGUGCUGAAAGCCAUUCAGAAAGCCAAGGAUGUCAAGUCCAAACUGAACAGCACAGAGAAGAAGGUUGGUGAAGACUCUCGGCUCCCAGCUGCUCCCUACGUUAGACCCAGUGGCUCCCCUCCCACUGCAGCGACCACCUCAGCCUCCCUGCCUCAGCCCAUCCUCUCCAACCAAGCUGCGUCUUUCAGUCAGUGGCGUUCCCUAGUUGCUGUCAGCCAGCUGGUAUUCGUGAUGGAGUCGUGGGAAAACCUUCCGUGGAUACCUGCUAUGACCAAGAUGGCACCACAUCCACACAUCUUAGAUUUGAUGAAAUGUGGAAUCAUGUUCGUACAGGAGGAGGCUCUGGCCAGCAGCCUCUCAUCUACCGACAGUGUGCCUCCUGAGGACCGGCCCAUUGCCCGAGACUGCUCUGACUCCUUGGAGUCCAUCCCCACUGGACAGGUGGCAUCUGAGGAUUUAAGAGAUGUACCAGGAGCUGUUGGUGGUAUAAGCCCAGAGCACGCAGAGCCAGAGGUGCAGGUGGUGCCUGGGUCUGGCCAAAUCAUCUUCCUGCCCUUCACCUGCAUUGGCUACACAGCUACCAACCAAGACUUCAUCCAGCGCCUGAGCACACUGAUCCGCCAGGCUAUUGAGCGGCAACUGCCUGCCUGGAUUGAAGCUGCCAAUCAGAGAGAGGCAGCCCAGGGUGAACAGGGUGAGGAAGAUGAAGAGGACGAUGAGGAUGUUGCUGAGAACCGAUACUUUGAAAUGGGACCCCCAGAUGUGGAGGAAGAGGAAGGCAGUGGCCAGGGUGAGGUAGAGGAAGAUGAUGAUGAGGAAGAUGAGGAGGCUGAGGAAGAACGCCUGGCUCUAGAGUGGGCCUUGGGCGCAGAUGAGGACUUUCUACUAGAGCACAUCCGCAUCCUCAAGGUGCUGUGGUGCUUCCUAAUCCAUGUGCAGGGCAGCAUCCGCCAGUUUGCCGCCUGCCUUGUCCUCACUGACUUUGGCAUCGCCGUCUUUGAGAUUCCACACCAGGAGUCUCGAGGCAGCAGCCAGCACAUCCUCUCAGCCCUGCGCUUUGUUUUCUGCUUCCCCCAUGGUGACCUCACUGAGUUCGGCUUCCUCAUGCCAGAGCUGUGUCUAGUGCUCAAGGUGCGUCACAGUGAGAACACACUCUUCAUCAUCUCUGAUGCUGCCAACCUGCAUGAGUUCCACGCUGACCUGCGCUCAUGUUUUGCACCACAGCACAUGGCCAUGCUGUGCAGCCCUAUCCUCUAUGGCAGCCAUACCAGCCUGCAGGAAUUCCUGCGCCAGCUGCUCACCUUCUACAAAGUGGCUGGUGGCUGUCAGGAGCGCAGUCAGGGCUGCUUCCCUGUCUACCUGGUCUAUAGUGACAAGCGCAUGGUCCAAACAGCUGCCGGGGACUACUCUGGCAACAUCGAAUGGGCCAGCUGCACACUCUGCUCUGCUGUUCGGCGCUCCUGCUGCGCACCCUCUGAGGCCGUCAAAUCUGCUGCCAUCCCCUACUGGCUGCUGCUUACCCCCCAGCACCUCAAUGUCAUCAAGGCCGACUUCAAUCCCAUGCCCAACCGAGGCACCCACAACUGCCGAAAUCGCAACAGCUUCAAGCUCAGCCGUGUCCCACUCUCCACUGUGCUGCUAGAUCCCACACGCAGCUGCACCCAGCCCCGGGGCGCGUUCGCUGAUGGCCACGUGCUUGAGCUGCUUGUUGGCUAUCGCUUUGUCACUGCCAUCUUCGUGCUGCCCCACGAGAAGUUCCACUUCCUGCGCAUCUACAAUCAGCUACGGGCCUCCCUGCAGGACCUAAAGACUGUAGUUAUUGCCAAGACUCCUGCAGCUGGACCAAGAUCCCAAAACCCCCUUGUGGAAGGCCACCCUGCCAAGGGCAUGGCCAGUGAUGGGCAGCAGCCCCAGGAGGCCCCAGCAGAAGCUCCUGCUCCAGUUCCAGCCCCAGUGGAGGCCCCAGCUCCAGUUCUAGCCCCAGUGGAAGCCCCAGCUCCAGGAGAGACUCCAGCUCCAGUUCCAGCUCCAGCAGAGGCUCCAGCUCCAACAGAGGCCCCGGCUCCAGCUCCAGUGGAAGCCCAAGCAGAGGCCCUGACCCUGGCUCCAGGGGAAGCUUCAAUAGAAGCCCCAGCUGAGGCCCCUACCCAGUACCCAAGCGAGCACCUGAUCCAAUCCACCUCCGAAGAAAACCAGAUACCCUCUCACUUGCCAGUCUGCCCAUCACUCCGGCACAUUGCCAGCCUUCAGGGAAGCGCCAUCAUUGAGCUCUUCCACAGCAGCAUUGCUGAGGUUGAAAACGAGGAGCUGAGGCACCUCCUGUGGUCAUCAGUGGUGUUCUACCAGACCCCAGGGCUGGAGGUGACUGCCUGUGUGCUGCUCUCCACCAAGGCUAUAUACUUUGUGCUGCAUGAUGGCCUCCGCCGGUACUUCUCCGAGCCACUGCAGGAUUUCUGGCAUCAGAAAAACACUGACUAUAACAAUAGUCCUUUCCACAUCUCUCAGUGCUUUGUGUUCAAGCUCAGUGACCUACAGUCAGUCAACGUUGGCCUUUUUGACCAGUACUUCCGGCUGACGGGCUCCUCCCCAAUGCAGGUGGUCACGUGCUUGACUCGAGACAGCUACCUGACACACUGCUUCCUCCAGCACCUCAUGCUUGUGCUCUCCUCACUGGAGCGCACACCCUCACCUGAGCCUGUCGACAAGGACUUCUACUCGGAAUUUGGCAACAAGAACACAGGGAAGAUGGAGAACUAUGAGCUGAUCCACUCGAGCCGUGUCAAGUUCACCUACCCCAGCGAGGAGGAGGUUGGGGACCUGACCUAUAUCGUGGCACAGAAGAUGGCUGAUCCCGAGAAGGCUCAGGCCCUCAGCAUCUUGCUGUAUGUACAGGCCUUCCAGGUGACGACACCACCAGCUGGAUGUAGCAGGGGCCAGCUGCACCCCAAGACACUCUUGCUCACCAGUGCUGAGAUCUUUCUCCUGGAUGAGGACUACAUCCACUAUCCACUGCCGGAGUUUGCCAAAGAGCCACCACAGAGGGACAGAUACCGGCUAGAUGAUGGCCGCCGUGUCCGAGACUUGGACCGUGUGCUCAUGGGCUACCAGCCCUACCCACAGGCCCUCACUCUGGUCUUUGAUGACGUGCAGGGCCACGACCUCAUGGGCAGUGUCACUCUGGACCACUUUGGGGAGGUGCUGGGUGAUCCUGGCAGGGCUGGCCAGGGCCAGGAGGUCCAGUGGCAAGUGUUUGUCCCCAGUGCCGAGAGUCGAGAGAAGCUCAUCUCACUAUUAGCACGCCAGUGGGAGGCCCUUUGUGGCCGGGAGCUGCCUGUGGAGCUCACUGGCUAGUGCAUGCCACAGGCAGCCCUCACCACCUGCCAUGUGCAGCUAGCCUGGUGCCCGCUCAGGACAAGAAAGCAGGCUUUUUGUGUUCUUUUAAAGGUGUUCUCUCCCCUCCCUUUGAUAUCUUAAUUUGUCCACACCUCCCACAGAGAAUGUGAACUUGUAUAAUUCCUAAUUCUGGAAAGGAGUGCACGAGCCCCACCAGGGUUUCCUUGUGCCAUCAGCCUCCUGUGUGUUGCCUGCCCCUUGAGUGGGAUGGCCAGGCACACCAGCAUCAUGUCUGAUGUGGUGCUGUUUUUAACGUGACGCUGUGGAUCUGAUAACUACAUGUCCUUUCCUGAAGUGUUUAGUCCAGUCCACCAUUGCUGUUGCUAUUAUUGUUGUGGCCAUUUUGCUGCUAAUUAUGAAGCUGGUAGCAGAAUGCACAUUGGAAGUUCCUGCUUUGUGGGCUUUUCCAAAAUGGAGGCCUCCUCAGGUCCAGACAAGGGGAAGUCUCGUGGGGUGUUACCAGGCCUUGGGGCCGAGAGGGGUGGGGGCAGGGGACCUAGAGCUGCCAGCACCAAGCGUGAUACCUGAUGCCUAUUUUCUCUAUUCCAAUAAAGCAGAGUUUGACA
Molecule: messenger RNA, 5355 nt
Organism: Nannospalax galili (Upper Galilee mountains blind mole rat)
Lineage: Eukaryota; Metazoa; Chordata; Mammalia; Rodentia; Spalacidae
Gene: Nisch
Product: nischarin
Exons: 22
Coding region: 41-4747 (1568 amino acids)
Cellular component (GO): cytoplasm
Molecular function (GO): protein kinase binding; phosphatidylinositol binding; integrin binding
Source: RefSeq, a predicted model, not a curated record